AUGACAGUCCGCCAGUAUGCGGCCUUCCAGGUAACAUGUUGCCGUUUUCAUUUCGACAUUCGCAGUUAUGAUAGAAAUCACGGUGUAGUUUCGAGACUUCUGCAAGCCCGUCGAGGAGUUUCUAUGUGUGGAAUCUUUGCCUAUAUUGGGAACAGGGAGGCAGCUUCGCUGUUGAUAACUGCGCUGAAGCGCCUGGAAUAUCGUGGGUAUGACUCCGCCGGCAUCGGCAUCCAUGGCGUGCCGCUGAAGGUCCGUAAGAAAGCUGGGAAGGUGUCCAACUUGGAGGAGGAUGUUGCACAUGCCGGCACCCAGGUUUCUGGAACGCUGGGCAUUGCGCACACCAGAUGGGCAACUCACGGCAAGCCUACGGAUUGCAACGCGCACCCCCAAACGACCGCAGAGUCGAGCAUUGCCGUGGUGCACAACGGUGUCAUCGAGAACUAUGCCGCGCUGAAAGAGCAGCUCUCCAGCAAAGGCUACAAGUUCGUGAGUCAAACGGACACCGAGUUGCUGGCUCACCUUGUGCAGGACCUAAAGAAGCAGAUGGAGGGGGCAACGUACACGGAGGUCGUCGCUACGGCUCUCCGGCUCUGUGAGGGAGCUUAUGGCGUGGCCUUCAUCUUCGAGGACGAGCCAGAUUUGAUCAUCGGCGCAAGGAAGGGCUCGCCAUUGAUUCUUGGAGUUGGGCACGGAGAACACAUGCUUGCCAGUGACGCUUCCGCGAUUAUCGAGCAUACUAAGGACGUCGUGUACUUGCGCGAGGGUGAGCUUGUGGAAAUCAGGAGAUCCGGCUUCAAGGUGUCCGAGCUGCAAAAGAUCGUCUCUGGCUUGGGCAAAAACUCUUGGAGUCCUCGCAAGGAUGGAGAGAACCCGAUUGUGAGACUUGAGCUGUCGCUGGAACAAAUCGAGAAGGGUGGUUUCAAACACUUCAUGCUCAAAGAAAUUAUGGACCAGCCCAAUGCCAUGCGCAAUGCUCUGCGCGGGCGGAUUUACCAGCCGGUGGACAUGCCGGAGAAAUGGGAAAUCAAAUUGGGGGGCCUGGAGAAGGCAAAAGAGGGCAUGUCUUCCGAUGGCACCAGCCCGCUGGAAAGGAUGGCGAACUCCAGCAGACUUAUCUUCGCCGCUUGUGGAACUUCCUGGCAUUCUUCGCUGAUUGCCAAGUACGCUUUUGAGAAGCUGGCCGGAGUGACAGCCGAAGUGGAGUAUGCCAGUGAGUUCAGAUACCGCAAGCCACUGAUCUGCAAGUCGGACUGUCUGAUUGCCAUCUCACAAAGUGGUGAGACGGCGGACACCCUGGAGGCUAUCAAGAUGGCGAAGCAUUAUCAGGCCCUCACCAUCGGAGUUGUCAAUGUUGUCGGCUCCAGCAUUGCCCGUGAGACAGAUGCUGGCAUGUACCUGCAUGCUGGGCCUGAGAUUGGCGUCGCCUCAACCAAGGCUUUCACAUGCCAGGUUGUUGCCCUUCUUUUGAUGGCACUUCGUUUGGGAAAGCAGCGAGGGGUGUUGUCGGAGACAAUGCUGAACAGCUACUGUGCUGCCUUGAACUCUGUGCCGGAUAGUAUAGAAAGAUGGUUGUCAGCGCUGACCGACCAGACUAGGGUUGUUUCCAAGUAUUUUCGUCUAGCCACGAAUGCGAUCUUCAGUGGAAUGGGCAUCCAUUAUCCAGUCGCUCUGGAAGGUGCCUUGAAACUGAAGGAGAUAUCUUAUAUCCAUGCCGAGGGCUUUCCUGCCUCAGAGAUCAGGCAUGGGAGCAUCACUUUGGUCAGAAACUUUGUGCCUGUGAUCUGUGUAGCGAUGAGGUCUGAUCCUGCUUACGACGACAUGAAGCAGAUGGUCAUGGACUUUAGGGCCAAAGACGCCGCUGUUGUUGUUCUCACAGACGAUGGGAAUACCGACUUCAGCAGCAUUGCUCACUUUACCUUGCACUGCCCCGACACAAAGCUCGAGCUGCAGCCUCUGAUGUGCUGCAUCCCGCUGCAGCUCCUGUCGUACUACAUCGCAGACAUGAGAGGUUGCUCAAUCGACCAACCUCGCAAUCUGGCCAAGAGUGUAACUGUUGAGUGA
Symbiodinium sp. CCMP2592 is the source of this 2061-nucleotide messenger RNA. NCBI's taxonomy places the organism in Eukaryota, Dinophyceae, Suessiales, Symbiodiniaceae. The record is from the annotation of a GenBank genome assembly.